GUUUUUCCGGCCGUUCCAGUCACCUCGCGGCAAGUAAAAUCUCGAAGGGCUCUACGCGAACUGUUUUUCAGGAGGGAUAAGGAUUCAGCCCAUCACUCUAUGUAUCGCAUUUCGGCAUUCGCAAUACCAUACAACACGACUGCCACGAAGAUCAACAACAUCGCUAGAGACUGACAAGUUCAGUACAGCCGCAAGUGCAUGGUAGCUGGCUGGGAUUGUACAAAACGUGGUUGUAGAAAUUCAUCAAGUUCAGCAAAUUCAAACUCCAUUUACUACCUGACAAAACGGGCGAGGGGAUUCAUGCACAUGUUCUGGUCAUGACAUGCGAGCAAAUGGUCACCGCGGCAAUUAGGCUUGAACGUUGAACCUCGCCGCUUGGUUCGAAAAACCGGGGCACGCUUAAGUAGCCCGCCAUUCUCGAUUCACUCAAGGCGCCGUUUCUUUCUCUCCUUUGUCCAUGUCUACAAGACAACUUUCCUCUUCUUCACCUCUGGGUGGCAACGAAAGCGAGGGCUGCAAGCGGCGGAGGUACCAAUUGAAGAAGUCGGUCGGAGAACAAGCUGUUUCUUUCCCUCCGUCAUCCUUGCCUACAAGGCCACUAUCUCACCCGUCAGCUCUGGGAGGUCACGAAAGCGAGACUUCCAAACGAUGGUGGUUCUUAUUGAAGAAGAGAAGGGAACAAGCAUUGGGGAUAUCGCAGGUGGUUUUGGAGACUGUGAAGGACGUAGCGGAUGUGGCACCGUCUGUGCCAUUUCUCAGAGAAGCAGCAGGAAUUACACUCGCGAUCCUUGGAGCUGUUGAGAGAAUGGUUAAGAACAAGCAGGACAUCAAGCUCUUAACAACUCAUGCUUGUGAAGCUAUCUACACUGUCCAACGUGCAACGGGAGGUCAAUGGGAUGGUCAACAAGCUGAGGACUGCCAGUUGAGAGAGAGUUUGGAAAAGUUCAAGGAAACGAUGUCCAAUAUUCAAGUAUUUGCCGAGGAACGGACGAAAAAGUCACUCUUGUUUCGUUUCGUUAUGUCCAACUCAGACCAGCAGGAGAUUGCUGAUUUUCGAACGCAACUCAAUCAUACAGUCAACCUAUUUAUCCUUCGGUUGAAUAUACGGUCUUAUGAUCUCUUAGUGGAGAUUCGGAACAAUACUCGCCACAUCUCUAGAUCUGCUACUCAAUUAUCCACCGACAUAUCCGCUGCUCAAUCACCUCUGCCGUCGCCAAUGGCCUCACAGUUUGGUGGGGUCCUCAAUGGACAUAUUUCCGGCACUGUGUCGGUCAAUAACGUGUCCGGAAAUCAGGUCCAUACUGUGAAUAACUCGUCGAACUCCGUGUCGAAUUCUGGGAAUAUUUAUACAAGGACGACUAUAGAGUCGAAUAAUAGAUUCAGUAUUUAG
Molecule: messenger RNA, 1390 nt
Organism: Marasmius oreades (fairy-ring Marasmius)
Lineage: Eukaryota; Fungi; Basidiomycota; Agaricomycetes; Agaricales; Marasmiaceae
Exons: 6
Coding region: 458-1390 (310 amino acids)
Biological process (GO): cell surface receptor signaling pathway
Source: RefSeq, a predicted model, not a curated record